AUGCAGCUGCCCUCACUAUUCCAAUUCACAUCUCCGCCGCCGUUCCUCCUCCCAGUUUUACAGCACCAGACCAGACACGCAUCCGUCCUCGCGCAGUUGUCAGAUAAUGCGACAGCGUACAACAAACGGAUAAGACGCGGUCGAGGUCCUUCGUCUGGAAAGGGUAAGACCUCCGGGCGUGGUCACAAAGGUCAAAAGCAGCAUGGAAGUGUUCCCGCAGGUUUCAAUGGCGGGCAGACCAAAGAUGAGAUUGUGCAUGGUGAACAUGGAUUCAAAAACAUCUUCUCCCUCGACAUCUCCAAAGUCAAUCUCGACCGCAUCCAACAAUGGAUCGACCAGGCGCUCGACUCCUCCCGUCCCAUCACAGGUGAUGGGUUCUCGUAUCGGUUGCCGGACCCGACCAACCGCAAGGAUAUUGAGUAUUAUCGUGAUCCGGCUCAUAGGGGUUAUUUGAGUUAUCUUGUGCAGAAAGGGGAAACGCCGAGUUUGUUCUUCAGUGCACCCGGCAAGGCACAGAAGAAGGGUAAGGAGGUAAUGAAAUGCUUCCAGUUGACCUUUUCAAAGCGUGCGAUUCAUCUCAUAAGGUUUGGAGGUUAA
Histoplasma mississippiense is the source of this 597-nucleotide messenger RNA. RefSeq lists its product with no specific name. The transcript has 5 exons. Bases 1 to 597 code for a protein of 198 amino acids. Gene Ontology annotation, molecular function: structural constituent of ribosome. Gene Ontology annotation, biological process: translation. Gene Ontology annotation, cellular component: mitochondrial large ribosomal subunit. The record is from RefSeq and is a predicted model, not a curated record. Lineage: Eukaryota; Fungi; Ascomycota; Eurotiomycetes; Onygenales; Ajellomycetaceae.